CCCGUAGCUCGCUGUGGCACCUUCCCACAGCGGAGGCAGGCCCGUGUCCCCCCAGGGCAAGGCGACCCUGCGACAUCCUUUUGUCUGGCAGAGCGCACGGCCCUCCGCAGCGCUGCUCUGCCCGGCCGGGCGCCCUCCCUGCAACCCCGCGGAUGCUUCGGGCUGGUGACGACAAAGCAAAUUUGCAAGCUGUUCUGUUGUAUAAACGCUGCUGAUUCCAUCCCAAACACAGAAGUUCAAGAGAAGAUUUAAAAACGAAGCUGUUGAACGCAGCCCGCAGCUCUCUGAACUCUACUAUGCUUCAUUACCCCGUACUGAAACAUUACAGUGAUCUUGUAAAUGCUGUCGUAGCAGAGUAACUUUUGCCUUUCCAAGCUAUGCAUCAUAACUACCUAGAACAUGUUGCCAGUACUGCGUUUUUGCCUCUCUUUACUGGAGACACAGAAAACUGGCCUUUAUCAGGCUGUAUUCAGACUUCUGAAGCCUGUUGAAGGCACAAAAAGUAGAAAAGAGAUCCAGAUUAAAACUAAAAAUAACUUGUGUUUUUCUGGGGCCUUGGAAUGGACCUGGAAUUCAUGAUAUUCAGCAGCUAAACAAAGGCAGAGGGCAGGAGUGAGGAUCACGGAGAAUUAACAGGUUAGCGCAAAUGAAAGUGGCAGUACUACAGAUGACAGCUGUCAAUGUUGACAUCUCUUAUAACCACAGAGCUGGCUGACUUACGGUUCUGCUGUGAUUUACUGUGCAGAGAAACAGGGAUCACACUGCUGCCUUCCCACUCGCAGGCUUUGCUCACCCUGGUGCUGAGUGUGCUUCGGUCCAAAGGGAGUGGACUCUGCACUACCUGUGGAGACUGGCUAAUCAAUCUUCCAAACAGUAAUGAAGCUCGGAGAGCAGCAGUGGAGUGGCUCAACAGAGAGCUUCUGCUCUUCAUGAAAUGGGUUGCCGUGGCAUGUCUCUAGCUUGAGAAAUCUGAACACUUCAUAACCCCGAGGCUUGAACAGCCUGCCUGCCAGAGGAGUUGCUGGACACUGUUUUGGAGCACAUCUGGUUGCUGCUGCCGCAAGGCCCCAGCCAGCCAGCCACAAUGUACUGCCUGCAGUGGUUGUUACCUGUCCUGCUCAUACCCAAGCCCCUCAACCCAGCAUUGUGGUUCAGUCACUCGAUGUUCAUGGGCUUCUACCUGCUCAGUUUCCUCUUGGAACGGAAACCUUGCACGAUUUGUGCCUUGGUCUUCCUGGCAGCUCUAUUCCUCAUCUGCUACAGCUGCUGGGGGAACUGCUUCUUGUAUCACUGCACAGGAUCCCAGCUGCCAGAAUCGGCUCAUGAUCCCAGCAUAGUGGGCACCUAGAAAAAGAUAAUCUUCCAGUCGGCUGAGGGCUCUUGUUUUGCUUUUAAAAAAGGGGUAGGGCUAGGGAGGAGGGAGGGGGUGUUAGGCAUGUGACUGGAGUAAAAACAGCCUGUUUCCUGUAACUAUGUGUGGAUUGGAGUGGCAAAUUCCUCCCACUCUGCCUGUGAAACUCGACUUGUUUACUGUGUGAACUCUGGCAGCGCCACCUGCUUUUUUAGAAGCAGAAUUUUUUUUUUUUCCUUCCUGUAUCACCAGGAUCAGACACCAGCCCUCCUAACUGAGAACUGGUGGAGGCCCGAGCUGCUGGCCUCUGCCCAGCUGUUGCACGGUGGUGGAGUUGUGUGUCACUCACUUGUCUGCAUUAGGCCAUGGUGGUCUAACUCAGGGCUCUCAGCCCACUGAUCCUGCUCGAGUAGCUACAAGAUUCUCUCCGUCUUUCUCUUUGCGGGGAGCCAGCCUUCCUGCCUUGCUGAUCAAGGGCAAGCUCAACAGCUCACAGAUGCACUUGGCCAAAAGCUGCUGGAGCCAGAGGCAGUUGAGUCAUCUCCUCCUGCUCAGCCUGCCAAAGAGAUGCGCGCACUGCCGAAGUGCUUUCUGAACUACUUAUGCUCCGAGAUCAUAGCCUGAAAGCCUCAGUUAUGCUGCUGCUUUUAUAAAGCCUCACAGGUUGUGGAGACUGUCUCUUCCCCUCCUCCUAGAUUUCCAGGGUUUACCGAGGACUGUUGGGUAUGCUGUGAGAUGUGGGGUGUUGAAAGCCACUGUGAACCUCACCCUAUAAAACUGAUGCUAGCCCAAAAGGCCAGGCGUGGGCAGGAGAGGAUCCGGAGGUGGAGGCAUGGCUUGAAGCAUUAAAUGCUUCAGCCAUUUUCAGUGAUAGCAUUUUCAGGCCAGGGGUGACAGAAGGUGCUGGUGCUACUGACUGGAAGGGAAGAGGCUGGAGGAGUGCCCGGUGCCUCCACCUGCCCUGGCAGUAGGAUGUCAAGAAACCUGGGGGGUGGUGGGUUAGUCGCACAGCCACAGCUGUGCAGAGCUCCACCCUGCGUGCAUCACUCUACAGCCGUGGCUCCUGGGGCGUCCAGCCUGGGACAGAGGUUUGAGAAGCCUUAGAGGUUAACACAAAAUACUGUCUCUGAACUUUAAAGGUUUCCCUCCCCUUUGCCAUCUCUUUGUCUUUACUUCAGUCUCAUAGGGGAGAGCAGCAGAAGUGGCUGUUGCUGUCCUGAGGAAGUUCAAGCUAUGAGGUUGUGAAACUUCCAGAGUAUUGUUUGUUCAUUGCACAGCUGUUCAAAAUGUUUAAUAAAGCUUUAUAAACUUUG
Molecule: messenger RNA, 2664 nt
Organism: Falco peregrinus (peregrine falcon)
Lineage: Eukaryota; Metazoa; Chordata; Aves; Falconiformes; Falconidae
Gene: BLCAP
Product: BLCAP apoptosis inducing factor
Exons: 2
Coding region: 1085-1348 (87 amino acids)
Source: RefSeq, a predicted model, not a curated record